AUGGCCGCCGGAAAGUCUACCGUUGCCACCAAGGACCAGGUCCUGGUCCCCGAGACCCUGCUCAAGAAGCGCAAGAGCCAGGAGAAGGAGCGCGCCGAGAAGGCCGCCGAGCGGGAUACUCGCAAGAAGGACAACAAGAAGAAGCGUGAGCAGAUCUUCAAGCGUGCCGAGUCAUACGUCAAGGAGUACCGUGACGCAGAGCGCGAGAAGAUCCGUCUCGCUCGCGUCGCCAAGUCGGAGGGUAGCUACUAUGUCCCCGCCGAGCCCAAGCUCGUGUUCGUCGUCCGUAUCAAGGGUAUCAACAAGAUCGACCCCAAGAAGCGCAAGACUCUUCAGCUCCUCCGUCUUCUCCAGAUCAACAACGGUGUCUUCAUCCGCCUGACCAAGGCCACCUUGGAGAUGCUCAAGAUCGUCGAGCCUUUCGUCGCCUACGGUUUCCCCAACCUCAAGUCUGUCCGCGAGCUCAUCUACAAGCGUGGAUACGCCAAGACUACCCAGAAGCAGCGUAUUCCUCUGACCGACAACGCCAUCAUUGAGGAGCACCUCGGCCAAUACAACAUUGUCUGCAUGGAGGACUUGAUCCACGAGAUCUACACCGUUGGCCCCAACUUCAAGCAAGCCAGCAACUUCCUCUGGCCCUUCAAGCUCAGCAACCCCACCGGUGGUUUCCGUCCCCGCAAGUUCCUCCACUUCGUCGAGGGUGGUGACUUGGGUAACCGGGAGGAGUACAUCAACGCUCUCAUCCGCCAGAUGAACUAGAUUUUUGUUUUUCGUGCGGAAAAUGUCAUGAAAGGGGAGUGGGUUUUAGCAUCAUGCUUUGGUAGGCGCACGGCGCAUGAUCGACGUGGGAAUAUCACGAAAAGGUCCUUGUCCAAAAAUGAAAAUUCUUAUUCUUCAACAUAUCCUUCACUGUCGUGUCGCAAGUGUUCCCUGUCAACUAUGUGAGCGUUCUAUGCAUGCAUAGGUCAAUGCAGUCAUUUCUCAAUCAAAUGUGUCCAAACAGAACUUUCUAUCUUCUCUCGUUUCCGGCCAGUGUGGGAGAUGCCUUGUCGUUGAGUACUGAGCAAUGCAGUCCAAUUCUUGACAUAUUGCGAUUGGAGCAGCAGGAUGCAACUACAGCGCCUGAAAUCCAGCAAAGGCCUGAUGCUACCCGAGAC
Messenger RNA from Dissoconium aciculare CBS 342.82, 1157 nucleotides. RefSeq names its product 60S ribosomal protein L7. The coding region runs from base 1 to 759 and encodes 252 amino acids. The transcript has 3 exons. Gene Ontology annotation, cellular component: cytosolic large ribosomal subunit. NCBI's taxonomy places the organism in Eukaryota, Fungi, Ascomycota, Dothideomycetes, Mycosphaerellales, Dissoconiaceae. The record is from RefSeq and is a predicted model, not a curated record. Gene Ontology annotation, molecular function: structural constituent of ribosome; RNA binding. Gene Ontology annotation, biological process: maturation of LSU-rRNA from tricistronic rRNA transcript (SSU-rRNA, 5.8S rRNA, LSU-rRNA).